This is a messenger RNA of Epinephelus lanceolatus (giant grouper), 2739 nucleotides long. NCBI's taxonomy places the organism in Eukaryota, Metazoa, Chordata, Actinopteri, Perciformes, Serranidae. The record is from RefSeq and is a predicted model, not a curated record.
AUGAAGUUAGCCUUAUCAAAGAGACCCAUUCAGCGAUGUGUGUUCCCAAAGAAGUUGCUCCAGGAGCAGGGACCCAGACCACCGGUGUACUCCCCUCCACCCAGCGCCCAUGACCCCAACAUAGUGGGAGACAGCCCUCCAGAGGGGAGCUCAGUCAAAAGCCCCGACAGUGUUCCAGGUAUUCGAUCGGCAUCGAUGGGAACACAACACCCAGAUAGGAAGAAGAUUAGGGAGACGAACCCCAACGAGGAGAAGUUUUCAGAAGCCGGAGGAGGAGGAGGCAGAGGAGAGAGUCCACUGCGGCCCCCAGGCAUGAAUCCCAUCAUCAACUCCACCUCUACCACCAACAUGUCCCUCAUCAGCAACGCACUGGCAGCCUACACUUAUAUAUCAGACCACCCAGAGAGGGCAGCGCUCUUCUUCGUCUGCGGUGUGUGCUUGGGCCUCUUCCUCACACUCUUCGCCCUGGUGGUCCAGAUCUCCUGCCGCACCGACUGCCAGCCCCGCCAGCGGCCUCCUGCCAAGAAGCGAGCGCGCCCCGCCGACUCGUCCUCUGACUCCAGCGACUCGGACUCAGACUGGGACACCACUUCAGAUCUGUCGGCGAGGCGGCACCGGCGAUUCGAACGCACACUAAACAUGAAUGUGUUCACGUCGGCGGAGGAGUUGGAGAGGGCGCAGAGGCUGGAGGAGAGGGAGCGAAUCAUCCGGGAGAUCUGGAUGAACGGGCAGCCUGACAUCCCCGGGACACGGAGCCUCAAUCGGUAUUACUGAGGACUUUAGGGGCUUUUUAUAGGAAGCUUACUUGAACAAAAUUUAGGACGCACUUGGGUUGGAAGAGGCACGAGACACAGACAUGAAGCUUUAUCGUGCAAACUGACACUGAUGAGACCGGUGAAAGGUUUGGCAGACUUGGGACGAAAGUGCUCCCACUCUGCUGGUUUGCAUUCUCCUCUGGGUAUCAUAAGCUGUACCCCGUUCAGUAAGAGAAUAAGCUCCCUCUCUGCGUGGUAAGCUCACCUCUUUCUGCCGGAAGCACGAGGUGAAAGGCUACACCGCCUUGCCCGUGACCUCAGCACGCCUUUUUGAAGUGGGGAUUUAUGGGUUAGCCACCUUAGACACACAUAGGCCUGUGGAGGCUACAUGGUGACUGAAGGACCAAGGCCUCAGAUGGCUCUGCUUUACACAGAAUGCAAGGCAGCUGCAAAAAGACUGCGACACUCAGAGCGUCACGCUCGGCACCCUCCAGUAUUCAAGUGUGGACUUAACAGAGGGGCCGCGUAACGCAGGACGAAGCGUACGACGGGACAACGUGAGACAAUCUUUCCACAGUGAAUAACCAUGCUGCCUUUUGAACUUUAUAAAAACCAAAAGAUAUUUUUGGGGGAAUUCAUCUCAACCCUUAUGAAAUCUAUUUUAUAAUAUUUAAUAGUUUAUUGGUGUUGUGUAUUUUUGUUCUCAAGUAUGGUUUAUUAUGAGAUAUUUUUUAUACUUGGCGAAGGUUGUCUGGCACCUCAGGGAUGCAAUCCUAGUGUUUCUGUGUUUGGUUGAUGUAUUUGCUUCCUAAAAAAAAAGGGGGGGAUCGGCCCAUUUAAACAGCUAAUGUCAGCAUUUAAAGAAAAGAUUUAGAAAUAUCAUAUAAAGAACCUCAAAGAGGUUUAGUGAUUUAACCUUUUUUUUUUUUUUGAUACAGUAUGUUUAAUUCACAGUGCAGUGCCUUUUCUAGCUAUUAAGUCACUGUUGUCACGAGUGCAGCUGGUGAAUAACCCAAUAACUGGUCACAUGAUUGAUCAUAUAUGUAUUCCCUUUUAUUAUUACAGUUGCUGUCUUGGUCACACGUUGCACUUGCUGUUCAGCCCAGAUGCAAAUGACCAGAAUAUGCCAGUGCAAAUUUUAGGUCUUGUGUCAACUUACUUCAAAGAUCCUAGUGCUACACCAGAUGUUUGUGGUAACCUCUGUUCAUCAUCUGGAGAAGGAACUAGCACUGGAGGAAAGGUUCGCAUCGAACGUGACACCUGCGUCUCUUAAAUCAUGUCGCCAGUUUAAUAAAAUAAGCUAUUGUCAGUCCAGUUCUGUUUGCGCUGCCCUGGAUUCGAGCGUAGAGAUAUUAAUAGUUUUCAUAAAGAGCUUGCUACUUUCCUGACUGAGAGUUUAACUUGAGAGCACACAGGACAUAUUAGGGGUCAUCCGCAUAAAGACUGCCACUCUAUAUAGUUUUUAUAAAGACAGUUAUUAUGUUUAAAAUUUGAAUGGGAUUAAAAUGUGCCGAUAGCUGGUAAAGUGAGACCAAAAUAUGACUCCUGUGCUUGAAAUAAACUGUGUUGAAAAAAAUGUUUUGUUUGUUUGUUUAAAAUGUCACUUCAAAUAAUAGUAUAAUAAUAGAAUGUAUUUGAUAUAGCACCUUUCACAGAAAUGAAAUUCACAAAGUUCCAGCCGGGAGGACACAAAAGCAUGGAUAAUCAUCUCCAGCUCAGGUCGAGACACCUCAGGCCUGAUCUUUGCAAUAUUUCUUUGCUGAAUAAAACAAGUAUGGGUCAGUGGUUGAACAUGAUGAUCAAAAUGCAUGGCCUGAUCAAAAAUAACACCAAGAUUCCUGAAAUUUGACCGUAUAGCUGACGAAAAGGCCCCAAUAUGGUGCAUGAUGCUUGUAUUCUACUCCAAUCAUGUACAGUGCUUGCUCUAUACUGUGGCAGUCUGAGAUAGGAACUGCUGUAAUCUCAUAUUAAUGUCAUACUAUAC